Molecule: messenger RNA, 3532 nt
Organism: Jaculus jaculus (lesser Egyptian jerboa)
Lineage: Eukaryota; Metazoa; Chordata; Mammalia; Rodentia; Dipodidae
Gene: Tmprss9
Product: transmembrane serine protease 9
Exons: 19
Coding region: 130-3435 (1101 amino acids)
Biological process (GO): proteolysis
Molecular function (GO): serine-type endopeptidase activity; protein binding
Source: RefSeq, a predicted model, not a curated record
CAGGUUGUGUGCAUGCAACUGGGUGUGCUCUGGCUGAAGGACUGCAUGUGGAUACAAGCGCUCCCGAGGUGCAGACACGGGCAGGCUUGCCGCUGUGGACAAACAGACCACACGUCGUGUCUCUGAGCCAUGGAGCCCACCACACCUGACCGACAGCUUGUGCCUGAGGUGACAAAGGAAGUCUCCACUCCUGACCCCGGGCACUGUCGAGCUGCUGUCACCACGGCGGUGGCUGUGAGCACUAUCAUCCUGACCCUAGGAGUCCUCUUGGCCUUCCUCUCUACACAGGGAGUCCAGGUGGAGCACCUUGUGGAGCUGCGGGGUGUCCCCUUUGCCAGCGCCCUGCAGUGGGAGACCUCCAGCUACUACCAAGCUCUUACGCCUGUGCUGCAGGAUUUGUUUGUAAGUAGUUUCUGGAAGACAGAGCUAGAAGCAAGCUGUGUGGGAUGCACUAUACUUGGUUACAGAGAGGGUAAUUCCAGCAUCCUGGUGCAUUUCCGAUUACACUUUUUGCUGCAAGCCCUGCAGCUGCUGAAUCUGGAUGUGGAGGAGAACCUCUUGCGGCAGGGCCUCCGGGCAAGGCUGCAGGACCAUGGUGUCCCCCUGGCUUCCUAUGGCACCAUUGUGUCAGCUGAGCUCACAGGAAGACGUAAAGGACCAGAGAUGGAGAGAGACUUCAAAUCAGGUCACUGUCCAGGAAACUCCUUUUCCUGUCGGAACAGCCAGUGUGUGAUCAAAGAGAACCCAGAGUGUGACGACAGGCCAGACUGUCCGGAUGGAUCAGACGAGGCACACUGUGACUGCGGGUUGCAGCCGGCCUGGAGGACAGCGGGCAGGAUCGUGGGGGGUGUGGAGGCGGCUCCUGGGGAGUUCCCCUGGCAGGUCAGCCUUCGUGAGAACGAGGAGCACUUCUGUGGGGCCACCAUCAUCGGAGCCAGGUGGCUGGUGUCUGCUGCCCACUGCUUCAAUGAACUCCAGGACCCAGCCGAGUGGGUGGCCUACGUGGGCACCACCCACCUCAGCAGCUCGGAAGCCAGCGCUGUGCGGGCCAGGGUGGCACGCAUCGCCAAGCACCCCUUGUACAACGCAGACACGGCCGACUUCGACGUGGCCGUCCUGGAGUUGGCGCAACCGCUGCCCUUUGGACGCUACAUCCAGCCGGCCUGCCUCCCAGCUGCUGGCCACAUCUUCCAGACCGGCAAGAAGUGCCUUAUCUCGGGCUGGGGCUACCUGAAGGAGGAUGUCCUGGUCAAGCCGGAGGUACUCCAGAAAGCAACCGUGGAGCUGUUGGACCAGAGCGUGUGUGCUGGCCUGUAUGGUCACUCGCUCACCGACAGGAUGGUGUGUGCUGGCUACAUGGAUGGAAAGGUGGAUUCCUGCCAGGGUGACUCAGGAGGUCCCCUCGUCUGUGAGGAGCCUUCUGGAAGAUUCUUCCUGGCUGGCAUCGUGAGCUGGGGAAUCGGCUGUGCGGAAGCGCGUCGGCCAGGUGUCUAUGCGCGAGUCACAAGGCUGUGUGGCUGGAUCCAGGAGGUGACCAGCAUGGCCAGCAUGCCUAUGGCUCCCACGGCGACUCCUGCCACCACCACCCCCAGCACUUCCUUAUCUACCAGCCCCAAGAACCCAGCACUCAGCACUCCCGCCAAACUCACACAGGCCCCCAGUACUGCUGGGCCCCUUGACUCUGCCACCGCUGCGGCCCCACCACAAGAAUGUGGGGCCAGGCCCGUGAUGGAGAAGCCCACCCGCAUCGUGGGCGGACACAGUGCCGUGUCUGGGGAGGUACCCUGGCAGGUCAGCCUGAAGGAAGGUUCCAGGCACUUCUGUGGAGCCACUGUGGUGGGCGACCGCUGGCUAUUAUCUGCUGCCCACUGCUUCAACCACACCAGGGCAGAGCAGGUACAGGCCCACCUGGGCUCCGCAUCCCUGAUGGGUGUCGGCGGGAGCCCUGUGAAGCUGAGGCUGCGCAGGGUAGCCCUGCACCCCCACUACAACCCAGGCAUUCUGGACUUCGAUGUGGCCCUGCUGGAGCUGGCCAGGCCGCUGGUCUUCAACAAGUACAUCCAGCCCAUCUGCCUCCCUCUGGCCAUCCACAAGUUCCCCGUGGGCCGGAAGUGCAUGAUCUCAGGCUGGGGCAACACACAGGAAGGAAAUGCAGCCAAGCCGGACGUCCUGCAGAAGGCUUCGGUGGGCAUCAUAGAGCAGAGGACAUGUAGUGCCCUGUACAACUUCUCACUCACCGACCGCAUGCUCUGUGCCGGCUUCUUGGAGGGCAGAGUUGACUCCUGCCAGGGUGACUCAGGUGGCCCCCUGGCCUGUGAGGAGACGCCUGGCAUCUUUUACCUGGCAGGCAUCGUGAGCUGGGGCAUCGGUUGUGCCCAAGCUAACAAGCCCGGUGUGUAUGCCCGCAUCACCCGGCUCAAGGACUGGAUCCUAGACACCAUGUUCUUGAGUCCUGUCCUUAUGGCCUCGCCCUCAACCUCGAGCAUGCUGCCCACUUCCAGCUACCCCCUUAAGACGACAGCCAGCCUCCUGGUCCCAGAGGUCACAACCAGCCUACCCGCCACCCCUGCGACCACCAGUUGGGUGACAGCCAGAUUGCCCAACACGACACUGUCUGUCAGAGGCACCACAUCUAGAAGACAGACACAACCUCCGGAUGCCCCAGGGACCACCAGCCACUCCCAGCUGCCAGACUGCGGCCUGGCGCCGCCGGGGGCACUGACCAGAAUCGUGGGCGGCAGCGCAGCCGCGCAUGGCGAGUGGCCGUGGCAGGUGAGCCUAUGGCUGCGGCGCCGGGAGCACCGCUGCGGGGCCGUGCUGGUGGCGGAGAGGUGGCUUCUGUCUGCGGCACACUGCUUCGAUGUCUACGGGGACCCGCGGCAGUGGUCGGCCUUCCUGGGCACGCCGUUCCUGGGCGGCGCCGAGGGCCAGCGGGAGCGCGUGGCGCGCAUCUUCAAGCAUCCGUUCUACAACGUCUACACGCUCGACUACGACGUGGCGCUGCUCGAGCUGGCGGGGCCCGUGCGCCACGGCCGCCUGGUGCGGCCCAUCUGCCUGCCCGGCCCGGCCCCCGCGUCCCGGCCCCCCGACGGCGCGCGCUGCGUCAUCACCGGCUGGGGCUCGCUGCGCGAGGGAGGCUCCAUGGCGCGGCAGCUGCAGAAGGCGGCCGUGCGGCUCCUCAGCGAGCAGGCCUGCCGCCGCUUCUACCCCGUGCAGAUCAGCAGCCGCAUGCUGUGCGCCGGCUUCCCGCAGGGCGGCGUGGACAGUUGCUCGGGCGAUGCUGGAGGGCCUUUGGCCUGCAGGGAGCCCUCUGGCAGAUGGGUGCUAACAGGAGUCACCAGCUGGGGCUACGGCUGUGGCAGGCCCCACUUCCCGGGCGUCUACACUCGAGUGGCAGCUGUGAGAGGAUGGAUAGGCCAAAACAUCCAGGAGUGACUGCAGCGUGGCCGCUGGCCCAGGACAAGAGACCAAGAAGUGACCGGCCGCCCAGUCGACAGAUGGGAGUCUGGAGGGCCGGCGGGUGGGCUGGGGA